UUUUUUUAAAUUAUCUUCGGAUGUCAACGUUGAGGGCGCUAUUAUUAUUCAUCAUGGCGGCGCCCAUGUCACUUGCUGGGAAAGUGGCCGUCGUGACGGGUGCCAGCUCUGGUAUAGGCUGGGCCACCAGUGUGCUGUUUGCAAAGCUGGGAGCAAAGUUAUCAGUCACUGGGAGGAAUGCCGCUAACUUGGACAAGGUGGCCAAUAUAUGCCAGGACAAUGGAUCUGAUCCGUUGGUUGUUACUGGGGAUUUGACUAAUGAGGAGGACAACCACAAUCUCAUUCAGAAGACACUGAAACACUUUGGCAAGUUAGACAUCUUGGUGAACUGCGCUGGUAUCAUAUCAAUGGGAACCAUUGAAACAACAAGCAUGGAAGCCUACGACACCAUGAUGAAUGCAAACGUCAGGUCAAUAUUUCAUUUGACGUCGCUGGCUGUGCCCCACCUGAUUGAAACGAAAGGCAAUAUCGUCAAUGUCUCCAGUGUCAACGGUCUCCGGGCGUUCCCAGGAGUCUUAGCAUACUGUAUGUCCAAGAGUGCUCUCGACCAGUUCACCAGAGUUACUGCAUUAGAGCUGGCGCCAAAAGGAGUGCGUGUGAAUUCAAUAAACCCCGGUGUAAUUGUAACCAACUUGCAGAAAGCUGGAGGUCUUGAUGAUGAAGCUUAUGCAAAGUUUUUAGAACGCACAAAAACCACUCACGCCCUCGGGCGACCCGGGCAGCCAGAUGAAGCAGCCAAUGCCAUCGCUUUCCUGGCGUCUGACGCUGCGACGUUCAUCACAGGAGCUACCCUACCAGUGGACGGGGGACGGCAUGCCAUGUGCCCUCGAUAAAACGAAACUUGGAUGGUACAGAGAACUGUAAUUAGUCCAUCACAAGUCAAAUCAUAAGCCAAAGAACAAGUAAAAUCACAAGUCAAUGUUUGUUAGAGCACAAGUAACAUGGGAUGAAUAAAGGCAUGUUUUUGUCACAGUUUGUUAGUGAAAGUAAAUAACAAGCAGGACAAGUUCUUGUUUUGAACUAGCGGGACGGUUCUUAUUUGAACUAAAUCUACAGAGUGAAAGUAGACACAACCAUGGCAUUACUGCAAACCAAGCUGUAUCGAUACUCCACCAUGCAUGCAAAGCCUAAAUGUUAUAUACGUAUUAGCUUAUGACUUGACAUAAAUGAUUUGUGGUGGACUUGUGAUGAAGUGACACAACUUUGGGUCGAUGUUAUUUAAUUUCAAGUUUUUUAAAGGGCCUGUCACAUUAU
This is a messenger RNA of Patiria miniata (bat star), 1254 nucleotides long. Its product is annotated as 3-oxoacyl-[acyl-carrier-protein] reductase FabG-like. The transcript has 9 exons. Gene Ontology annotation, molecular function: oxidoreductase activity. The coding region runs from base 21 to 833 and encodes 270 amino acids. Lineage: Eukaryota; Metazoa; Echinodermata; Asteroidea; Valvatida; Asterinidae. The record is from RefSeq and is a predicted model, not a curated record.